This is a messenger RNA of Purpureocillium lilacinum, 348 nucleotides long. NCBI's taxonomy places the organism in Eukaryota, Fungi, Ascomycota, Sordariomycetes, Hypocreales, Ophiocordycipitaceae. The record is from RefSeq and is a predicted model, not a curated record.
AUGGCGAAUUGUUGCUGUCUCGCACAUUGCUGUCUUGGUCGUAGUAGCCGUACAGCACCGUUCAACGAAAUGCCGCCUCCAACGCCUCUUCCGGAUCGUCUUCGUGAUGCAGCAGACGGCGAGGCAAGGAUCGCCCCGUCUGAGCCAACGCUCCCGGCAGUUGAAUGCUGCAAAGAUGCGCGAAAUUCUGUGUCUGUAGAGCAACAGAGCCACAAAGGGCAAUUCUCCUCCCGCAGGAUCCUGUCGCGCUCGGCGAACGGAUGCAUAGCGUCGCGGGCUCUCGCGCUGCUUGUUUGGCGUGAGUUGUCAAAGGGCGUGAUGUCACUGCGUGCAAGGCACUGGACCUAG